Molecule: messenger RNA, 4152 nt
Organism: Grus americana (Whooping crane)
Lineage: Eukaryota; Metazoa; Chordata; Aves; Gruiformes; Gruidae
Product: programmed cell death 1 ligand 2-like
Exons: 7
Coding region: 852-1772 (306 amino acids)
Biological process (GO): cellular response to lipopolysaccharide; T cell costimulation; negative regulation of T cell proliferation
Cellular component (GO): external side of plasma membrane
Source: RefSeq, a predicted model, not a curated record
AAAUAGUACCUAGUAACAGUAAAAUGCACAGACACGUCCAUUGAUAAGGUUGUUUAAUAGAAUAGAGUACUUUAUGUUGGAAAGGAGCUCUGGUGGUCACCCAGUCCAACCUUUCACUCAAAGGAGGGCCAACUUAUAUCCAGUUGCCUGGGCUUUGUUCUGUCAAGUCUGGUACAUUUGCAAGAAUGGAGAGUCACAACCUUGCUGGACAAGUGUCUUUGACCACCCUCAUUGUGAUUUUUUUUUUUUUUAAUAAUGUGGAUAUAGAUGAAAAGUGAACAGGAAAUGUAUUCUGCAAAUGUUAGGUAAUCGUUUGAGGAAUUCUUGUAAAAUUAACCUGAUGAAAAUUAAGAAAAUGUAUCUUGAUAGUUUCAUGAAUACAGAACAGUCCUCAUAAAUGCAAGUUCAGAUGCCAAGGCUGUGUACUGUUCUAAAUGGGUAUAAAUCCAGCAAAAAACCCCUAUGGGUUUAAUUAAAAGUAGAUUUCAGCACAUGAAUUUUACAGAAUGCUUUGAAUAAACUUGUUUGUAUGCAAGUUCUCAGCAAUGCAGAGCACUGAGCUCAGAGGACGUUCAGCAUAAAACACGAAAAUGAAACUGGAACUGCUCACAAAUUCCUAAGAAACUCGGUGGUUUCCUUUUUAGCUAGUUGUUUGAUGACAUAAAGCCUGAAUAAGAUCAGCCUACAAGCUCUGCUAUCAGUGCAUGUUUUAAACCGAUCGUGAGAACUGGAGAGUUUCUGCUGUCAUGCGAGUAGGAUAGAGCCACUUUGUAAGACUUUGAAAAUCUUAGCGGUUAUGUGAACCUGAUUCUUCCAAUGACUGCAUAAAGAUCUGAUAUCCACCUGGGAAAAUGUUUCAGUUCCUCACAAUGCUGUUGCUGGAAACACAGCUCCAUGUGGUUUCAGCUUUAUUUACAGUUGAAGUUCCUCAACAGCUAUACAUUGUGGAGUAUGGGAGCAAUGUGACCAUGGAAUGCAGAUUCCCUGUGAACGGCUCAUUAAAGCUAGGACUCCUGACUGUUGUUUGGGAGCUAAAAAGGCAGGGCCAGACGAAAUCAAAAGAAGUGUACACACUGCGCAAUGGGAAGGCAUUCCCUCCAUCCCAACAUCACGAUUACAUAGGAAGAGCAGCACUUCUGCACAAUGAACUGCAAUUGGGACGAGCUCUCCUUCAGAUCACCAGCGUGAAGAUCACAGACGCGGGAUCGUACCUUUGUCUCAUUGACUACCAGGGCGUGGACUACAAGUACAUUACUUUGGAAGUAAAAGCAUCCUACAAGACAAUAAACACUCAAGUAAUGAGAAAACCAGAUGAAGACAAGUUCGUUUUUAUGUGCCAGUCAGAAGGCUUUCCUCUGGCAGAGGUUUUCUGGCAGAAUGAAAAGAACUUCAGUCUCAGUGGAUCUGCAAAUACCACCUAUACACUGACCGCAGACGGCCUCUACAAUGUCACCAGCACCCUGACAUUCAAACCAAAUAUGAGUGAGAACUACAGCUGCGUGUUCUGGAAUAAAGAACUGAAUGGAGAAACUUCAGCCCGCAUCUCCACUUCAGAUUUAAUGAGUACAGAGUACAGUGGACAAAAAUCCCUGAUCUUAUUUAUCAUCCCCACGUGUGUGAUGGUAGCUGUCCUUUGCUCUGCACUAAUAAUAUUUCAAAAGAGAAAGUCAUUCAAGAACGGGCAACCCAAAAAAGACAGGAGAGGAAAACUGAACCCUAACCUGAAAGAUGAGAACAGAGAUGACUUUAAUUCUCAAACUGAUGCUUUAUAGUUGUCAACUGUCACAGCUUCAAGAGACAGUUGGGAGCGUGGGUCUGUGAAAACUCUUCAUCUCACAUGCCGUAAUUUGCACUUUUUGCAUCUGUUUUUGGGGACUUCAAAGGAAAGUUGCAGCACUUUAGCUUUGGGAUGAACACUGAACUCAUGGGGAUUUAUUGGCAGUGCAGCAAUGGAACGCUAUGCCUCUUCAGAUACCAUAUCUUGAAGUUACUGAGAAUUCUGCUGUCAUGAAAUGUGGUUUACCACUGUGAAGAGGUUAUCUGAGUGCUUUUGAUACACUUUACUUUUGGACUUACUGUUGCUCAAAAAAUUUUUGUUUAAGAAUGCCUAUUAACUGUUCCAGUCUCAGGAAUGGUGCUUGGAUUCAAACAUCUUGUGGGAAUUUGAAUAAAAGCCGUACAUGCUAUCUUAUGUCUAAACAGUCAUCUUUCAGAUGGACACAUCAUUACAUGCCCGUAUCUCAUUUCCAACCUUUCCAACACAUUAAACUGGAAAAUACCACAAGUACCCACCAGCACGGCAAUAUAUGGAAGAUAUUUUAUAUCACAAAAGCUAGAAGAGGUUGAAGUUAAAGGACAGACAAAAAAAAAAUAAAAUCCCACCAACAGUAAAUCAGCAUUAUGUCACAGAAGAGAAUUUCAAUGCACAGUCUACAUAAAACCCCAUAAGUAAGUCAGGUUAAAAAUAAUGAACUCUGAUGCUAUGUGCAUGACAGUAAGAGUUUUAUAUUUGAACUGAUUACUCAACAGAAUUUUCUUUAGGAGGAAUUUGGAAGCAAAAGUGAAAAUGAUGGUCAGCCAGAUUUCUCCACUGAUUAUUUUUAAACAGUUUCUCAGAGGAAAAGAUGAGUCUUUCCCAUGCCAGGCGCUUAUCUGGUUUACCUCCCAUUACUGGAAUGGCUAAAAAUGACUCAUUCAAGUCCAAAUAUGCUGUGCGCUGUGCAUAGCUUCUACAGUGCCAGUUUUGAAAAAAUGCCCAACAGGAAACAACUUUGUAUCUUAGAUGGUCAUCAGAUAGUGAAGCAAGGACACUGGGUAGGAUUUGUCUAUUAUUUUCAAAGAGCACUGGCUCUGCAUUUUCUCCUAAGAUAGACGUAACAAGAUUGAAGAAAGGUGUUCACAAGGAAACUACUUUUGUCAUUAUCCUGCUCUUGGAAGAGUGCUAUCUGUUUGCACAAAAAAAUAUCGUCACCAGUAAUGUUAAGUUUUCAUUCAUAGCACUUGCUCUGGAUUACUUGCUUUGGAGCCAUUUACGCCAGCACAAAGUGGACCUACAGUGCUGCUAGGAGACCAGAAACACAGCAUUCUCACCCUCUUCUGUUUCACCAGGACAGCUGACUUUAAAUAGCAGGGCUGCUGUUGAUUUUACUUGUGGAAGAGAAAAAUGAAUCUCUCUCUGCCAUCACCUCUGCUGUAACAUCUAUGCAUUGUAUCUUUAAAUACUCAUUUGCAGCCAUUGGAAUCAGCUGAGACAAAUCCGCACCAGGCUUGCUAUGUCCUUGCUGACAUGGCAAAUCAGGUAGCUGUCAGAGAAUCAGAGGCAGCUUCUUGAAGCAUUGCUUAGCUUCAGCUGCAAUAGCAGCUUGGGGACUGCCGUGGCUUGCACCAUCUAGGAAUACUUAAGGGUCAGUGCAUAAGGUCAUGCAAUUUCUCCCCGUGCCAGAUUUGUACUCCGUUGGGAAGAACAAUGAGCCCCUCCUGUCAGCCAUGGUGAAAAAUCUAACCCACUGUGUUCCCAGAAGGACUUAAUUUUGCAUUGUUCUAUUUCUUUUUUCCUCAUAAUCAUAAAAUGGAAGUAAUUCAACCAUAAAUAGUACAUUACAGCCUUUGGAAUUAGAUUACGGUGAUUAUCAUUGUUCCUUACUGAAAUUAAAGUCAUCUGGACAUUAUUUUAUGCCGCUGAGUAAAUGUUGCCUUGGUGUGCGCAGGGAAGAACAGGUGUGGGCAGCACUUCCUGCCAAUUUUACAGGCUUGGCAAACACUACCAUGCUUUCUCUCUUUCACCUGGCAUCCCUAGGCAGAGGCAGCUCAGUUUUGCACAAAAAUCCUAUGCCCUAUCCACUCCAUUUCAUACGAAAGGAGCAAUAGUAUUGUUUACUGUGAUAACCAUAAGAAUACCCAGAUAUGUAUCUUGGUUUACAAGUUUCUUUUUUUUCCAGCUCUCACUGGAUAAACAUGAACUGCAAUAAAAAUCAGGAUGACUGUGACAUCUUAGUAUAUGAAACUUAGCUUGUCAGCAGCUUGACCAGUCUACAUGUGUCUAUGAAUUUAUGCAUGAGUUGUUUUUUACUGUAAACCACUGAGCAUAUGAUACGUGUGUGAUACGAUGAGUCUGUUCUUUCUGCUUCAGCUACUCUUUUACAUGCUGUUAUC